CGCCUACUAAACACACAGAAACAUAACAUGUUGGCACAGGGAUCGUAUUUUAAGUGUUGGCGGCUACAAAAACAACAGUGACGAAUGUUUUUGUGUAGCUCCAUGUGGUGUUUUUGUGCUGCUUUUGAGCGUUACGGCAACAACGGCAAUUCAUAUAUAUCGUAAGGCGGGAUAACGCUAGCUCUCAGUUAACUUGCUAACAAAGCUAAGCUUAACAGGUUAGCUAACAUGCUAAUGUGUAGUUCAACAUGGAGUGAGUUUUGACUUUGCAUCCAGCUGAUAACAAAAGACUUCUGCCGAAAACACGUUUAUUUGAAAAAUGGAUCAAACUAAAAAAGCGACUGAAGAAGCUGUGUGGACCAAGGAAGACCUCCAGAAGCUUCUGGCUGCAAUCAAAAGCAACAUCCCAGCACAGGACAGGAUGACUGUAUACACCAAAGUACUACAGACUUUAAACUGGAGUGAGGUGGCUUUCCCCCCUUUCUCUCCUGAAGACUGCAAAGAGAAGUGGAGACAGAUUCUUCAGAGGAUGCGUAAGGUUCGGAGCCUCACAGAACUCGUUGUUGAAGCUGAAGAUUUAAUUUCCUCUCCUGUCUCUGAGAUUAAGACCCAUCUGGAUCGCCCGAAAAAACCCAUCCGACCACAUAUCAACUUUUAUGAGGAGAACCGUGCUGAGUUUCUUGAGAAGCACCCAGACCUUGGCCGCCGAAGUCUGUUCGAGCUCCUAACGAAGAAGUACAGGGAGCUCCCAGAUGAAGAGAAGGCACCGUAUGUGGAGAAACACAAGCUUGCAAUGGACAAAUACAAAAAGAAGAUGCUGGAGUUCAGCAAACAAUACAAACUGCGAUCCAAGGGAGAGGGGCAUUCUGCAAACGCUCAAUCACAUGUUGAAAGGCAAGAUGGAGAUGAAGAUGAAGCUGCAAACAAACUGCCUCCCAGGCCUCCUUACAAUGGCUAUAUUCUGUUCUGCAAAGAGCAAGGUACAUCCAUGCCAUAUUCCACAACAACUACCAUCGUGCGUGUGUGGGCCCAACGUUGGUGGGAUUUGACUGAGGAACAGAGGAAAGAGUACAACUCACGCUGCAAAAUGCUGCAGAAUCAGUACUCAAUCAAGCUGAAUUCUCUAAGGGUCAGAAAAAAGCAUCCAACAUAUCUUCCUGGCGAACCCAAGAGACCACCUCGAUCUGCUACUUCACUUUUCUGCAAAACUCAGAUGGAACUUCUGAAGAAUAAAAUCCAAGACCGGAGGGAGCGCUUCGCAAAGAGUAACAAAUUGUGGCACAACCUCUCCCUUCAGGAGAAGGAACGCUACAGAAAGAAAGCACUAGAAAGCAAGAUAAAAUAUGCGAUCGAGCUGAAUAAAUGGUUUACGACGUUGCCAAUAGCAGAGCAGAUCACUUACCGGAAUACCAAGCCCAGUAAACAACAAUACCUCUUUGUCACCCAAAUGGAAAUUAAUCAGUUAGGCAGAGAAGAAGCCUGUGAUGCUGUGUACAGACCAUCAGAUUCAGAAGAUGAAGACAUAGAGGACAGCAGCAGCAGUGAUGAAGAGGAAAUGGAUUUUAACACUUCUGAGGUCGAGGAAGAAGACGAUGACGAUGUCGUCAUGUUUGAGGUGUAUUAGAUUGUGACGCGAGAAGAACAACAGAUCGCCACAUUGAGUUCAGAGCUGGAUUGUUCGACAGAUGGCCUGCACACUGGAUCACAUUUGAAACGAUGGACGAUGUUUUGCUCUCAGAUUGACUAAUUUUAUACUCCGUGUUCUCAAAGUUAUGUCUUUACCACCUGUUUUUUUUAUUUAAUUUUUAUUAUUUUGUGGAAAAACAAAAAAAUAGACUUUGUCAAGUAUUGUUUUUUCACUGGUAUAAACCCUUGCACAUGUUGUUUGUAAAUACCAGAGAGAAGAAAUGGUUCCAAUAAACAUGAUUCAUCUGGA
This is a messenger RNA of Plectropomus leopardus (leopard coralgrouper), 1936 nucleotides long. RefSeq names its product upstream-binding factor 1-like protein 1. The record is from RefSeq and is a predicted model, not a curated record. NCBI's taxonomy places the organism in Eukaryota, Metazoa, Chordata, Actinopteri, Perciformes, Serranidae.